This is a messenger RNA of Drosophila ananassae, 1393 nucleotides long. Its product is annotated as keratin, type II cytoskeletal 2 oral. The record is from RefSeq and is a predicted model, not a curated record. The transcript has 3 exons. The coding region runs from base 124 to 1281 and encodes 385 amino acids. Lineage: Eukaryota; Metazoa; Arthropoda; Insecta; Diptera; Drosophilidae.
GAGGGUAGGAAAAAAAUUAUAGAAAAAUAGUGAGAAGCGGCGGAACCAAAACACUCAGGGUAUAAAAGGCCAUCGUCCACCUGGGGAGGGCAUCAUUAAGCCAACAACUGAAAUCCACUCAACAUGCGUCUGUUUGUGACCCUUUGCACUCUCGUGGCUCUCAGCCAGGCCAAGCCCCAGGGCUAUAACUAUGGCAGCGGUGUUUCCGGAUCCCUCACCACCUCCACUUCCGGCGGCGGGAGCAGCGGCUUCCUGGCUGCCCCCAGCCACUCCCAGAACACGGUGGCCUCCUACGGACCGCUCGGCGCCUUCCAGAGCGCCAGCGUGGGCUCCCUAGUGGGCAGUUCCACCUACCAGGCACCCCAGACCGUCACCCACUACACCAGCGGCGUGGGCAGCGGCCAUGGCGCCAGCUACUCCACUGGCUCCUCCUCCAACUAUGGCGGCGGCGCCUCCAACUACGGCGCCAGCUCCGGCGGCAGCUCCUUCACCGGCUUCGGACCCUCGCCCAACAUCGGAUUCGGCGCCCUGUCCGGCUACCAGGCCCCCAGCUACCAGCAGCAGCAGGAGCAGGAGGUGCAGCGCGGCUUCCAGGAGCCCCUCAUCCACAAGCAGUUCUUCACCGUGGCCGCCCCCGAGGAGCACGAGAACCUGGAGAGGACCAAGCACCUGGUGAUCGGACGCCCCCAGAAGAACUACCGCGUGGUCUUCAUCAAGGCCCCCUCCUCCAGCAACGCCAACGUCAAGCUCUCCGCCGAGUACGCCCCCAAGGAGGAGAAGACCGUUAUCUAUGUGCUCAGCAAGAAGGACAACCAGCUGGAGGUCAACGACAUCGCCACCCCCGCUCCUACCGUUCCCAGCAAGCCCGAGGUCUUCUUCAUCAAGUACAAGACCGACGCGGAGGCCUCCCACGCCCAGCAGCAGAUUCAGGCCGAGUACGACAGGAUCGAAGGAACCUCGGAGCACCAGGACGGCGGAGUGGCUCCUGCUCAGUCGGUGGUUGGCAUCCUGGACGGUGGUGCUAUUGGUGCCGCCAGCUCUGGCAGCUCUCAGUACGUGUCUGGCGCUUCGGGCAGCACUCAGUACGUCUCGGGCGGUACUGGAUCUACUGGUGGCUCCUACACCUCUGGAUCCACUGGCGGCGGCUCUUACACCUCGGGCACGGGAUCCACCGGUGGCUCCUACUCCACCUCGGUCACCGGCGGCACCUCUGGCGGCGCCACCAUCGUGGCCCACAAGAACGCCCAGAGUGCCACUUAUCUGCCUCCCAACGGCAAAUAGGCUGGUCACCUCAGUGGCUGACGUUUAGAAACAAUUUUUUCUGUACAGUGAUGCAAUAGUCGAAAUAGCCUUUUUUUUGUGAAUAACUAAAUAAAUUUUAAACGAAAUAGAA